ACUAAAACCUAUCGUUAGUGUUAGCUAACUGUUUAACCUAUUAGUGUUUUUUUUCAGUUUUCUAUAAUUUUAACUCAUUCAACAUCACUUCAAUUCUAGUCUAGUCCGGUCAUCAACGUCAUGAUAAAAGUCCGCUUGAUACUACUGACAAUAGGUGUAAUUAAAUUGACCAGUUUGAAUGAAAUUUUUGCUGAAUAUCAACUAUCAGAAGUUUUUCAAACUGACAAAGGUCCCAUUCAAGGGGUAAUACUGAAAACGAUUGUGAGACAUAAAAAAUUUUCAGCUUUCAAAGGAAUUCCAUAUGCCAAACCUCCAAUAGGUCGUCGUCGAUUCCGACCACCAGAAGAAAUCGAUCCAUGGGAUGAUAUAUUAAUUGCCACCAACACAUCGAGUGUUUGUCCUCAAUAUGAUUAUGAUAAUAAAACUUCUACUGGUGAUGAAGAUUGUCUUUAUUUAAAUGUCUAUACACCUAAGCUAAAAGCAGAUGAUACUGAAUUGAGACCUGUGAUGGUCUGGAUUUAUGGAGGAGCUUUUAUACAAGGAUAUAUUAAUGCUUCACGAUAUGGACCAGAUUUUAUUCUUGAACAAAAUGUUGUUGUCGUUGCCAUGAGUUAUCGAUUGGGAGCUUUGGGAUUUUUAGCUCUCGAAACUAAAAAUGCUACUGGUAAUGCUGGUCUUAAAGAUCAGAAUUUUGCUCUUCGAUGGGUCAACAAAAAUAUAAAAAAUUUUGGCGGUGACCCUAAUUUAGUAACUAUUUUUGGACAAAGUGCUGGCUCAGUUGCCGUACAGCUUCAUAAACUUUCUCCAAUGUCAAGAGGUCUAUUUAGCCGAUCGAUAGCAAUGAGCGGCUCGCCUUUGAAUGUUUGGGGUGUAUCUGUUCAUGAACAAGCAGUAUUACGAGGACGUUACUUGGCUAGAAAACUAGGAAUUGUGGAAGACACUGAUGAAAAAAUUUUAGAAAAACUAUACGAUGUUCCUGUUGAACAAAUCAUCGUGGUAACAUCGACUGAACUUGAAAUUCUUGAUCUACCUUUUAAACCAAGUAUUGAAGAUCCUAAAUACAGUUCAGAACCUUUUAUCUCGGAGUGUAUCGUCAAAAUGUAUGAAGCUGGAAAUUUCAGUGAUGAACCUCAUAUUCUUGGCUUCGUUAGUUCAGAGACUGUUUCAUUUGCUGAUAGUGUAGCAUCAUUCCUCAGAGUCCUUAAUUCUGCUCUAGAUACUGUUGUUAAUAUAACUGGUAUAGAAACGAUAGCAAAUAUAAUUCAGUUACGUCAUCUUGUAAAUUCUACGCUGAAUACCUUUAGUGAAAUUGGUUAUGAUACGGUUUACACAGGAAUUGAUGUAACAACCGAUUUACUUUUUAUCGCUGGUAUAGAUAGAACUCAACAGUAUUUAGCUAAAGGCAAAGGUCCUGUGUAUUAUUAUCGUAAUUCGUUUGAUUAUCCUCAAGCUCUUCAUAGAGUGAGAGGUAAUCAAUUAAAUGGAACUGCUCACUCAGAUGAUAUAGCUCACGUUUUCUGGGUAUCUGAUAGAAAUCAAACGACUGAUCCUAACGUUGGUAUUACGCAUCAAAGAAGUAAGAUGGUUAGAAUGUGGACUAAUUUAGCGAGAUAUGGAAAUCCUACACCGAAUGGAACAGAUGAUCCUUUAUUGAAUAUCACUUGGCCUAACUCUGGUGAAGAUGGAACACAUCUUGAAAUCAAUACUGAAUAUUCUAUUGGACCAAGACCUAUCAGUUCUUUUAUUCAGAUAAUACGUACUCUGGUUUCACCUUUACGGUUAUUGAUAGAACCCUGCCCUUUCAUGAAACUCUAUGAGUUGAUCUUGUUGAAUAUUUUAAGUAUGUUUUCUAUUGGUGUAAAUGCUAGACUAACGGAAAUAGUUAGUACAGACAAAGGCCCUGUACAAGGAGAAAUAAGACAAACAUUCCGAAAUUCCAUGUUAUUUUCUUCAUUUCGUGGAAUCCGUUAUGGAAAACCACCAGUUGGCUAUUUAAGAUUUAAGCCACCAGAAGAAGCAGAACGUUGGAGAGAAAUAUUCGUAGCAACAUCUGAAGCAACUCCUUGCCCUCAUCUAGAUAUUGUAAACCAUUCUUAUGUUGGAGAAGAAGAUUGUUUAAAUCUUAAUGUUUAUACUCCUAGAACAAAUUUCGCUUAUGACGACGAUGAAUUAUUUCCGGUAAUGGUAUGGUUACAUGGCGGUGGAUUUAAAAGCGGUGCAGCAAACAUGUCUGUUUUUGGCCCAGAUUUUUUAGUUGAAAAUAAAGUUGUAGUAGUAGUCAUUAAUUAUCGCAUAGGAGCACUUGGAUUCUUAGCUUUAAAUCACACUAAUGCCACUGGAAAUGCUGGAUUAAAAGAUCAGCUUCUAGCUUUGAAAUGGGUGAAUAAGAAUAUUGAUAAGUUUGGUGGAGAUCCUAAUCUGGUGACACUUUUUGGUCAUAGUGCUGGAGCUGUUUCAAUUGAUUACCAUGUUUUGUCAGAAGUUUCGAAAGAUUUUUUUCAUCAAUCUAUCAGCAUGAGUGGAUCGCAUUUAUGUAAAUGGGGGUUUUUCACUCUUUCUGAAGCAGAAUCACAAGCUUUCAAGCUUGGUGAACAGCUGGGAAUAAUCACUGAUAAAAAUAAAGAAAAGCUUUUAACAGCUUUAUAUGAAAAAUCACCUCAUGAUUUAGUUGAAGCAACAAGAAAAAUCGAUUUUAUCGAUUUACCAUUCAAGCCUACAAUGGAAGACCCAAUAGUUGCAGGUGAUACUGCAUUUAUUUCCCAGUGUCCUAUUGAUGUUUAUAAAUCAGAUGGAUUUCGUGGUUUACCCCACAUGUUGGGGUUUGCUAAAGAUGAAGCAGUUUCAAUAGCUCCAGGAAAUAAAUGGCUAUCAGUAAAAAAACUUUUGAAUAACGCAAUAAAAGAAAGAAAUAUUAAUCGAGAUAGUAAUUUUUGGAAAAGAAUAUACUCGAAAAUGAUUAUUAACAUUUCAGAAUUCUUUAUCGAAAAUAUUUCACGAGCAGCAUUUGUUAUUGGAAUUGAUCUCAAGCGUAAACUCUUAAAAAAAUACAGUAAUGCUCCUGUAUAUUAUUACCGAAUAUCUUUCUCAUCAAAUGUGUCAAUUCAUAAAAAACUUCAUCAUGUUCAUAUGGAUGGUGCUGCUCAUGAAGAUGAACUGGCUUACAUUUGGUACGUUUCAUAUUUGGAUUAUCCUAAAAGCCCAGAGGAUCCUUUUACAAUUGUUCAAGAACGUGUGACUUUAAUGUGGACCAAUUUCGCUAAAUUCGGUCAUCCGACUCCUUUCGGCUAUGCUGAUUCUCAACUCAACAUAACUUGGCCAAUUUCUGGAAUUCACAACAAAUUUUUAGAUAUAGAUAACAAACUUAGCAUUAAACGUGAUCCUACUGAUGUAUCUACUGACAUCAUUUCUGGAUUAUUUGAGUUAUUUGUUCGUUCAAAUAAAUGUCCAAUUAUUUCAUAA
Chelonus insularis is the source of this 3459-nucleotide messenger RNA. RefSeq lists its product as uncharacterized. The coding region runs from base 121 to 3459 and encodes 1112 amino acids. The record is from RefSeq and is a predicted model, not a curated record. Gene Ontology annotation, molecular function: serine hydrolase activity. The transcript is spliced from 14 exons. NCBI's taxonomy places the organism in Eukaryota, Metazoa, Arthropoda, Insecta, Hymenoptera, Braconidae.